GGUCCGGACUUCUGGGGACUGAUCAACCCUGACUGGAGUUUAUGCAGUAAGGGUCGCCGGCAGUCACCCAUCGACAUAGACCCGGCCAGGCUGCUCUAUGACCCCAACCUACGUCUUCUGCAUAUUGACAAACACAGGGUAUCGGGUUACCUUCAGAACACAGGACACAGUGUGGUGCUGACCCUGGACGGAGGCAAGAUCCCGCUCAACGUGACGGGCGGACCUCUCUCUUAUCGCUACCAGCUGACCGAGGCGCACCUCCGCUACGGCGUCGUCGACCUCCUGGGCUCUGAGCACACCAUCAACGGUAGAGCCUUCCCUGCUGAGAUCCAACUCUUCGGCUUCAACUCUCAACUCUACGCCAACUUCUCCCAAGCGCUCGACAAGGCGUACGGCAUCGUCGGCAUCUCUCUCCUUCUGCAGAUCGGUGAACGCUCCAACCCGGCCCUGAGUCAACUGACGGCAGGUGUUGACAAGAUUAAAGUUGGAGGUGAGCAGUAUAAUGUGCACCACCUGAGCAUCCAUGACCUACUGCCGCCGACCUCCUACUACAUGACCUACGAAGGCUCCACCACUAUGCCAGCCUGCCAUGAGACGGUCACCUGGGUUCUCGUUAACAAGCCCAUCUACAUCACAAAACAACAGCUGUAUGGUUUGAGGCAGCUGCGGCAGGGGGUAGAGGAGGGCCAGGAAGGAGCCCCUCUUGCUAACAACUUCAGACCGCCCCAGAAGCUUCACCACAGACCUGUCCGCACCAACAUUGAUUUCACCAACUCGGGAGGAAACUGCCCGUCCAUGCACAGAGAAGCGUACUACAAAGCUCACAACUUCACCCACGAGCACAGGACGCCCAUGACCAGCCAACACCUGGACGCUGAGUUAGCUCGUUUUCUCUGCUCAAGACCUGAGGAUCACUGAGGAGUUUUCCUACUGCUGGGGAUGUCCCACCUUCUUCUGUAUAUCCAGGUCGUCUCACGGAUGUCCUAAAUGCUUCUACGUGUUCAGGUCUCUUCCGGGAUGUCCUACACGCCGGCACGUGUCCAGGCUGCACCCGGGAUGUCCUACACGCCGGUACGUGUCCAGGCUGCCUCCAGGAUGUCCUACACGCCGGUACGUGUCCAGGCUGCCCCCGGGAUGUCCUACACGCCGGUACGUGUCCAGGCUGCCCCCGGGAUGUCCUACACGCCGGUACGUGUCCAGGCUGCCUCCGGGAUGUCCUAGCUGCCUCUAUGUAUCCAGGUCAUCUUCAAGGACAUGGACACUAGACACGGACGAGUCAAAAGUCCAUUCCCUACCACAAGCGCCAGCACGAGCAGUUAACAAUGCCUGGUUUUCUCGUCCACGCCACAGUGUCACGCUUCUGAGAGCUACAGCACCUGACCAACACAUGAUAACAAUACCACCACCAGCACGAGCAAUCGGCAGCGCCUGUCGAUCCCCUCCAUCCUUCACUGACACGCUUGUAGAAAUGACUAUGCCUGAUGGACCGUUCGCUCGCCUUGUGCUUGCACUGGCGUUUAACUUAUAUCACCGUACUGACACACGGUAAUGGAUGUUACAACGCCUGACGGAACGUUUCGCUCGCUUUCUGCCCACACCGGCGUUGGCUUCCAUCCCCGCAUUAGCAAGGUAUUGGAUGUCACAACGUCUGACGGGCCAUUUCGCCCGCCUUCUGCUCGCACUGGCGCUCAAUUACGGCACUGGAGAACACUGAGGCAGUAACACGACGGCCGCGUGUUUUGUGUGCGUGAAGGAAGAUGUUUUUAUUGUGAGAGAGAAAGUGUCGUAUGAACCUAACAAUUACAAACUCUUUAAAUAACCUGUGAAUAUGUUAAAUAUUUUACCUAUAAAUUGUGGUGGAGAAUUUCACUGACAGGAGCAGUGAAAAAAGUAAUAAUAAUUAUACAUAAAGUAACUUAGAACAACCAUCUUAUUUAUGGCUAAGAAUCAAGUGUGUGUUUUUGAUAUUUGUACUACGAUUUGUUAGGUGUAAAGUGACGAAUGAUAUUACUUGUGACCGGAGAUGAUCUCCUUUCAUAUUUUAUUACCAGUACUUGUAAAGUGUAAAGUGACAGACAAGGAAUCAAUUAUUUUUAAACAGACAUAAAACUAAGAUGUGUUUUGAUAUUUGUACUACAGUUUGUUAAGUGUUAAGUAAGGAGGUAACUACUUACUUAUGACUGAGUGUAGACCAAGAUUUAUUUUCAUAUUUGUGUCAACUUAUAAAGUAUAAAAUAUCAUGGAAACUACUUAUAUAACAUACCAGAAUGUAAACUUUACUUUCACAGCUGUAUGACGACUUGUAAAGUUUAAAGUAACGAGGAAAUUACUUACCUGACACACUUAAACAUUCACUCUACUUCAACAUUUAUAUCAUGACUCAUAAAGUGUAAAGUGACGACAAAACUACUUAUUAAGACGCUAGAAUUUAAGAUAUACAUUUUGAUACUUGUUCUUAUAACAGAGUAAAGUGACCAAUGUUGUGACGUAAAGGACAAUAACAAUGGUACUGUCUUGGGUAAGUCAACACACAGCUCACACAUAUUGCUCAACUUUGACGCCAGAUUGAUAACGUAAACACGCCUAAACCUUAAUUACAUAUCCUGUGUUAACAAUUUGACCUACAGAUUAUAAAUUAUAUUGAGUUACCGUAUUAUAGGGUAUCUUCGCUUAACGUCGUAUAUAUAUGUUCUUCAUAAGUGCGACAUUGAACGAAAUGACACAGAAUUAAUCCAUUUUCCACGUAAGAAAUAAACUAAUAAAAUAAAGAUAAGUUCUUGUAAUAAAAAAAAAUUAUCACCAUAUAUAAUGACGUUGUGGAAUACUUAUUGAAAUCAACUUGAAUUAACUUGAAUUGCAAUAUUUAGAAGUGUCACCCAACUUAAUUAUCGGUCAUAACCACAAUGUUAAAGUGAGUUCUGUAAGUGAAUGUUAUUUUCGGUGACAGCGGAGGAAUGGUUCCAGUAUGAUAGUCUAAGUCACGGAACAGUGUUGUAAUUUGACCUAAGUUAUUUAAUGAAGUCAUCAGAUGUGUUAAAAUGACCUUGGGCGUAAAUAAAGUUAAAUAGAGAGAGAGAGAGAGCGGGGGAAGAGGCGUGCAUAUUUAGGUAGAGAGAGAGACAGCAGGAGGUGGAGAUAAAGAAGGGGAGUUAGAGAGAGAGAAAGAGGAAGAGAGCCAGCAGGAAAUAGAGAUAGAAAAUGACAGCAGGAGAUAGAAAGAAAGACAGCAGGAGAUAGAGAGAAAGAGGGACGGCAGGAUGUAGAGAAGGAGAGACAUCGAUAGAUAGAGAGUGAGUCAGCAGGAAAUAGAGAUUGAAAGAGAGACUGCAGUUAAUAGAGAUAGUGAGACAACGGGAGAUAGAAAGAGACACAGACAGCAAGAGAUAGAGAGAGAGAGAGAGAGAGAGAGAGAGAGAGAGAGAGAGAG
Messenger RNA from Homarus americanus (American lobster), 3427 nucleotides. Its product is annotated as carbonic anhydrase-related protein 10-like. Gene Ontology annotation, molecular function: zinc ion binding; carbonate dehydratase activity. The transcript is spliced from 10 exons. The record is from RefSeq and is a predicted model, not a curated record. The annotation marks the transcript as partial. NCBI's taxonomy places the organism in Eukaryota, Metazoa, Arthropoda, Malacostraca, Decapoda, Nephropidae.